Molecule: messenger RNA, 691 nt
Organism: Syngnathoides biaculeatus (alligator pipefish)
Lineage: Eukaryota; Metazoa; Chordata; Actinopteri; Syngnathiformes; Syngnathidae
Source: the annotation of a RefSeq genome assembly
AUGGCCCAUCCCGCACAACUAGGUUUUCAAGACGCUGCAUCACCUGUUAUAGAAGAACUCCUUCACUUUCAUGACCAUGCCUUAAUAAUCGUGUUCCUUAUUAGCACAUUAGUCCUAUAUAUUAUUGUUGCUAUAGUGACUACCAAAUUAACCAAUAAAUUUCUAUUAGACUCCCAAGAAAUUGAAAUCAUUUGGACUGUCCUCCCCGCAAUUAUCCUAACCCUUAUUGCCCUUCCAUCCUUACGAAUCCUUUAUUUAAUAGACGAAGUUAAUGACCCCCACCUUACAAUUAAAGCAGUUGGUCACCAAUGGUAUUGAAGCUAUGAGUAUACCGACUAUGAAGACCUAGCUUUCGAUUCAUAUAUAAUCCCUACCCAAGACCUCGCCCCAGGGCAAUUCCGCCUUCUUGAAGCUGAUCACCGAAUAGUAAUCCCUGUGGAAUCCCCAAUCCGAGUAUUAGUAUCCGCAGAAGAUGUCCUCCACUCAUGGGCCGUCCCAUCACUAGGUGUUAAGAUAGAUGCAGUUCCAGGCCGACUAAACCAAACAGCCUUUAUCACAUCACGCCCCGGGGUGUUUUAUGGCCAAUGCUCAGAGAUCUGCGGGGCCAACCACAGCUUUAUACCAAUUGUAGUAGAAGCUGUACCACUUGAACACUUCGAAAACUGAUCCUCAUUACUACUUGAAGACGCCU